AAUUUCGCUGAACAACUCCGUACCAAAACCGGUCAGCUCACGCCAUCAGAGAAGAGAUGCCACCACCACUGGAUGUGACACACGCGAGCUGAGAAGAAAAACACUCACGCGAUUUUCCGACCUCAACGGACGCUGGCGUCGCGACGUCCGUGAUCUUGACCGAGAAGAGAGAGCUGGUGGGUCUUCAGGAACCACGAUCAGGUCGUCGGUUAGUCUUAUAAAUACGACAUCCCAAUCGGUUGGCGCAGUUUUGCUUCAGCGAGUUCAGCGAUCAGUGACGUGUCGUGGGGAUUUUGCUCCGCGUGACGAAAAUAGUUUCAACUUCUUUCCGCCCAAAAAGUGUCUACUGGUGGAGGUUUCAUGGUGACUUGAGCUGCUGAAUCACGAAAAACAACAUCUAUUAAAUUAAAUUUUAAAAAUGAAAGUGAUCAGGUUUCUCCUGCUCUUGUUGCUGGUCGCAGUGACGUGCGCAAAUCCCGCGGUGGAUAACGCUGGACCCAUCAAUCAUGUGGCACCCACAACGGCUGCCAAAACCGCCCUGGAGGAGUCGUUCGUGAAGCGACUGGGCUCCAAGUGCACCCAGAAGGAUAACAGCUCCUGUGUGAUGCUCAAGCUGGUGACCUACAUGAACAGGCUGCUGAAAAAGUCCAGCAUUGCGCUCGGAGAAAGCGUGGAGCUGACACAGACCAGGUCAACGGAGGAGCCGGCGGAUGACUCCGAGGAGAUGUCGGUGCUGGCCCGGGCUGCCAGCUCGGAUGACCACAAGUUGAGCGUCCUGGUGGCGGACAAGAUCUGGCGUUUCAUCCAGAGCCGUAGCGUCAAGUGGAGGGCCUUCCAGGCGGCGGACAUCGUGGUGGCGUCCGGCGAAGGUGGCAAACUCAACUUUGGCGUAUCGCUCGACACCCGGAAGCUGGUGGAGGAAGGUCGUGGCAAAAUGAAGCAACACCAGCACCUGCUGAUGGCAUUUGUGAUGAAGGCCGGAAUCAUCGGGGCGUUGAUCCUGAAGGGAAUUGCCCUGCUCGUGGGAAAGGCUCUACUCGUCAGCAAACUGGCCCUGCUGUUGGCCAGCGUGCUCGGCAUCAAGAAGCUGCUGUCGAAAAAGCACGUGACGUACGAGGUGGUGGCACACGCCCCGGAACAUCACCACCACCUGGACACGUACAGCUCUGGGUGGGCUCGGGCCAUCGAUGGGUUCGUGGAGACGUUCUCGAAGGGGCUGGAAAACCGGCUCAUGAAAGCGGACACCAGCGCUGACGAGUUGGCAUACGGUGGACAGAGGCCGCUGACGCAGUAGGACCCUGUGACCUUUUCUCUUGUAGUGUUUCCUUUUCUGGUGAACUUCAAUCGGAGAUUGGGGUUGAUGUCGUAUUCUAGUACCCGGUACCUGAUGAGAUCGUUUUUUUUUCUGUAGCACCUGUCCUGUGAUAAUCGUCUGUAUACACUUUUUCAGCUUUGCCGUUACUUAUUUAUUAACUUAUUUAUUUAUUUAUUUACUUAUUUAAUAACUUAUUUGAAAUAAAUCUUUGUUAUUGCUCUUCAA
Culex quinquefasciatus (southern house mosquito) is the source of this 1540-nucleotide messenger RNA. RefSeq lists its product as uncharacterized. Bases 419 to 1294 code for a protein of 291 amino acids. The transcript is spliced from 3 exons. Lineage: Eukaryota; Metazoa; Arthropoda; Insecta; Diptera; Culicidae. The record is from RefSeq and is a predicted model, not a curated record.